GGUGGGGCCUCGGCCGGCUGAGCCGCCGCUGCCGGCGGUCUAGGGGGACCCGAGGCGCGGGGCCAGGAAGCGCGGGGAUCCCGUGACGGCGCUCGGAGGGGUCGCUCGGCUGUCGGCCUCGGCACUUCCACGUCCCCUCCCUCUCCGCCGGGACGCCCGAGAGCCCCGCGCGCGGCGGGGGCGCGAGGUGGAGCCGGCGGGGGCGGCCAAUGCGAAACUGGCUGGUGCUGCUGUGUCCGUGUGUGCUCGGGGCCGCGCUGCACCUCUGGCUGCGGCUGCGCUCCCCGCCGCCCGCCCGCGCCUCCGAGGCCGGCCCCGCAGAUAAUUCAGCCUUAUCAUCACACUGGAAAGCUAGGCACUAUGAUGUGGUAGUGGGAGUGUUAUCAGCUCGCAAUAACCAUGAACUUCGAAACGUGAUAAGAAGCACCUGGCUGAAGCAUUUGCUGCAACAUCCAGCGUUAAGUCAGCGUGUGCUUGUGAAGUUCAUAAUAGGUGCUCAAGGCUGUGAAGUGCCUGUGGAAGACAGGGAGGACCCUUACUCCUGCAGACUGCUCAACAUCACCAAUCCAGUUUUGAAUCAGGAGAUUGAAGCCUUCAGUCUUCCUGAAGACACUUCAUCAGGACUCCCUGAGGACCGGGUGGUCAGCGUGAGCUUCCGCGUUCUCUACCCCAUCGUGAUUACCAGUCUAGGAGUGUUCUAUGAUGCCAGUGAUGUGGGCUUCCAGAGGAACAUCACCGUCAAGCUCUACCAGGCAGAACAGGAGGAGGCCCUCUUCGUUGCUCGCUUUAGUCCUCCAAGCUGUGGUGUGCAGGUGAAUAAGCUGUGGUACAAGCCUGUGGAACAGUUCAUCUUGCCAGAGAGCUUUGAAGGCACCAUAGUGUGGGAGAGCCAGGACGUGCUGGGCCUGGUGUCACGGAAUCUCCACAGAGUGACGGUGAAUGAUGGCGGAGGAGUGCUCAGAGUCAUCACAGCUGGGGAGGGUGCACUGCCUCGUGAACUCAUGGAAGGUGUGGAGGGAGUCGCAGGUGGUUUUAUUUAUACUAUCCAGGAAGGUGAUGCUCUGUUACGCAGCCUUCAUUCUCGCCCUCGGAGACUCAUUGAUCACCUAAGAAGUCUCCACGAGGAAGAUGCCUUACUGAAGGAGGAGAGCAGCAUCUAUGAUGAUAUCGUUUUUGUGGAUGUAGUCGACACUUACCGGAAUGUUCCCGCAAAACUGCUCAACUUCUAUAGCUGGACUGUGGCCACUGUCAGCUUCGAUUUGUUGCUCAAGACAGAUGAUGACUGCUACGUAGACCUAGAGGCUGUGUUUAACAGAAUCACCCAGAAGAAUCUGGAUGGGCCCAACUUUUGGUGGGGAAAUUUCAGGUUGAACUGGGCCGUUGACCGAACUGGGAAGUGGCAGGAGUUGGAAUACCCAAGUCCUGCCUACCCUGCCUUUGCUUGUGGGUCGGGGUACGUCAUCUCCAGGGACAUUGUCGGCUGGUUGGCAAGCAACGCAGGCUGGUUAAAGACCUAUCAGGGUGAAGAUGUCAGCAUGGGCAUCUGGAUGGCUGCCAUAGGACCCAGAAGGUACCAGGACAGCCUGUGGCUCUGUGAGAAGACCUGCGAGACGGGGAUGUUGUCUUCUCCACAGUAUUCGCCGCAGGAACUGACGGAACUGUGGAAACGGAAGGAGUCGUGUGGUGACCCCUGCCUGUGUGAAGCAAGAUAGCAGUGACUGGAUGCCACCAUGUUGAAAGGUGUGGUAGGCGAAUGCUAUAUGGAGGCUGACGCUGGCUCCUGGUCGGGUGGUAGAAUGUGCAGCCUCUGGGCGGAGUGUGAGCUGGCCCUGUUACCUGUACCCAGUGUGGUAAUUCUUACUGUUUGCAUGGAUGUCCUUGGUAAAAACCAAUGGAUACUGUAGCAUAAAAGAAGUUUUUAAACCAUAUAUUUGAAGAUGCUUAGGAAAAGUACCAAAUUAUUUUAUAAAAAAGAUUUCUAAAUGCAUCAUGGCUAAUUUAGUAAUAAUUAGUAAUGAUUUCCUAUCACUUUUGUUACAACUUGGCCUAGUUCAGAAAAUCUCAGUAUAUACAGAAUUUUAGCAUGAAUGUUAGAGGAGCUUCAAAAAGAUAAUUAUGAACCAAAAAGAAUGCAGCUGCCCUGUGAUCACGGGGUGGUCACAGAAACCAGAGCUGGAGAGAGAGAUGGAAAUACAGUCAGAUUGUGCAGGUCUCUGAAGUACAGUUUGAAUGUGAAAAAGAACCAAUAGCAUUCUAAGUUCUGGCCCUU
This is a messenger RNA of Ochotona princeps (American pika), 2269 nucleotides long. It is a transcript of the gene B3GALNT2, whose product is annotated as beta-1,3-N-acetylgalactosaminyltransferase 2. Gene Ontology annotation, cellular component: membrane. Bases 210 to 1712 code for a protein of 500 amino acids. Gene Ontology annotation, molecular function: hexosyltransferase activity. The record is from RefSeq and is a predicted model, not a curated record. Lineage: Eukaryota; Metazoa; Chordata; Mammalia; Lagomorpha; Ochotonidae. The transcript is spliced from 12 exons.